Messenger RNA from Xylona heveae TC161, 4662 nucleotides. RefSeq lists its product as hypothetical. Lineage: Eukaryota; Fungi; Ascomycota; Xylonomycetes; Xylonales; Xylonaceae. The transcript is spliced from 4 exons. The coding region runs from base 141 to 4445 and encodes 1434 amino acids. The record is from RefSeq and is a predicted model, not a curated record.
CACUCUACACGCCGUCCCAUCCGAGUUCCCCCCUUUUGCAACCUCCGUUCUUCUGCUCGGAGUUGCGGCGCCGAUCAACAGCGCCGAGGUAUUGAUCUUUGUUUGGUGGUCAACUAUGCCUGUCUGCUGAAUUACGCACCAUGGCUGCCGAACAUCGUCCAUCCUAUCCUCCCUCUACGGCCGACACGGCGGCUCCCGAUCCUCCUUACCCUGCUGUACGGCGUUCGUCUCGCCAGGGCAAUCAGUCCAUUGGGCAGAGCGACCGGUUUGAGAGAGCUUCUGUUGCCGCUGUGCGGCCGCCGACGUCGCCAGCACCUUCGUACGGUCCUGUUCGUCGCAAGCCUCUCCCCUCUACUGCCUCACCAUUAGCUACGGGCCUCUCCUCUCCCACUUUUGCUGAAUAUUCGGGGCCCGGCGAACGUAUUGGUGCCAUUGCGACUGCUCGUCCAUUUUCUAUUGAGAGUUUGCAAUCUCGACCAUCAUCGAAUACUACUCCAGCUUGGGAAUCACAGCCUCGAAACCCUGACAGACUUGCUCAUGGCCCAACUCCACAACCUGGCUUGCCUCUAAACACUUCUGAGAGAGACUCGAGCUCUUUUGGAACAGAGCAAGAAGGUCACUUUGCGAAUAGCAACUACUCAAGGAGCCCUCAAGCACGGCCCAGCUAUGUUCGAUUAGGGAGCGAUACCAUCAUAGCAUCGAUCACAAGCUCAUCGUCAGGCAAGCAGCAGGAACGCGCACGGGCUGGUGGUGGUAGUCGAGGUCGUUCGGCUACUAUGUCGUUGAAAUCGUCUCAUCAGUCGCCCCAGGUGCAAUUGCAACUUGAUACGCAGUCACACUCUCGAGACUUCUCAGAGCAGCUUCAUGAUCAAUACGACGAAUCUAUCAACGCCUCUAAGCCAAAGUCUCCGGGGCAACGUUUUACCUCCCUCUUCGGCUGGGGAGCCACAUCCCCCGGGGCCGAGUCUUCGGUCACGACGUUUUCGGAUCGCAGCCCCUCCCCGCUGCCUUCACCAUAUUCCUUGAGUUCGGCAGAAGACGGCGUUCAUAGACCCGGUCGCACACCACCCCCGCAUGCCAUUGACGUUUCUCGAGCAAACGCUGACUCAACCCCAUCAUCUGUUGCCGCUCCGACCAUGGCUCGACUGCCCCUUACGCCCGCCAUGUCUCCGCAGCUCACCGAAAUGGAGGAUGAGCUUCGCCAGAUUAGUGCCGAGCUGGCGGCAUCCAUCAAGCGGGAGAUGGAUCUGGAGGAUAUGGUGGAGCGCCUGCAGACCGAGGUAGUACCAGCGCCUGCGGCAGAUUUCAAUCGACGUACGAGCGAUUACUUUUCGGAUUCCGGCACGAGCUCUGUACGGUAUCCGCUUGGGGAUAGCGAAGCCAAGAUUGAAGCUUUGGAAAGGACACAGAGGAGAGUCGAGCAGGAAAAGGCAAUGCUGCAAGCUGACUUCUCGCACAAGAUUCAAGAUGAACGUGCUCAGCGAAGUCGAUUGGAGAAGGAAAUCUGGAGCCUGCAGGAACAGGCCAGCCAGAAUCAACAUUCGCGCUCCGACAAAACGGUCACCCGCGUCGAGGAUCUUGAAGCUUCUCUGGAGGAUGUUCGUCGGCGUCUCGCCGAGGAGCGUCUGGUCAAAGAAAACUUUGAGGAUCUUGUCUCUGCUCUUCGCGAAGAAUUAGAAGGCCAUCGGAACGAACGAGACAACCUGCGUGAGGAAAUUGUCCCGUCACUAAAGUCGCAGGUCGAAGGGCUCGAGGCCGCUGUAGCUGAAUCACAAAAAUUAGCAUACGAAUAUACUCGCAUGCAACAAGAAAUGCAAUCGCUCAAAGAAGAAAACAUCGCACUUUCUGAUGCGAAGCACAUGCAGUCGGACCUUCACGAGCAACAGCAGCGACAGCACCAGCAAGCUCUCCAGGCUCUGGAGCAAGAAAAGAAAACUCUAAUUGACGAGAAUGGGACACAUGUUGAUUUGAAGUACGAGCUAGAACGGUAUCAGGGAGAGCUCCAAUCAUUGCGAGAAGAAAAUUUGGCGCUGUCGAAUGCAGGCAAGACAGUUCAAGAGGGCGCAUCUCGAAGCCCGGACGAAGACGGCGAAAAUAUUCUGCUAGCCUUGGAUGCCGAGGAAGAUGCGGUUGCUGUUUCUUCGGAGAAGCUUCAUUCUGAUCUCGUGCAAAGGUUAGAACACCAUGAACAGGAGCUACAGGCUCUAAGGGAGGAGAACGAGGAUCUGAGAGAGUCUCGAGUUCGACUCCAGCGGGAGCACGAAGAAGCUUUGUACUCUUUCCGGGAGGAGAUUGAAGCCCUCACCAUGCUCCGCGAAACGAACACGAACUUGCAAGAGCAGCUCGAGCAACAGCAGCUGGAGCUGCGGUCCGUAAGAGAAGAGAAUGAAGCACUCACGGUUGCGAGCGAAACACAUACGUCUGUGCACGAACAGCUCCAGCGGCAGCAACAAGAGCUCGACGCACUUCAGGAGGAAAAACAAGCUCUCAUUAGCGCCAAGGAAGCUUUUACGCCUUCCGACCAUACCGAGGCGCUUACUUUAGCAGAGCAGAUGCAAGAGACUUUGCAGGGCCAACUCCACCAACAAGAACAGGAAUUGCAGAUGCUUAAAGAAGAAAAGUUGGCUUUUGAGGAAGCCAGGGACGCGCGCUCAUUGCCAGAUCAUCUCGACGCGCUCGAGGUAGCAAGAGAGCUACAAUUGCAAUUAGAGAAGCAACUUCAGCAGCAGCAGCGUGAGCAGGAGCUUCUUAAAGACCAAAAUGAGGCUCUUCUGGCAGCAAAGGAUAGAGAGCUCGAUCUUCAACAGCAACAGUACCAACGGCAGCAUGCGGAAUUGAGAUCUCUUCAGGAAGAGCACAAGAUUUUGGCCAACGCAAAGAGAACGCGGGCAGAGAGUCUCCAGCAAACGCAGAGCUCGUCAGCGCAACGCUCAUCUAUCAACUCGAUUGCUGAAGAAGGCUUUUCACAAGCUGACCUUCAUCGAUCCCGGAUGGGUCUGACGCGAUCGAACUCGCUCGCACGAGGUACUGUCGCUGGCAGCAGAGCCCCGACGAAACGGUCCAGCUCGUUGACACGGUCCAGCUCUGUACGUGAACAGGAGCCUCGCGAGGCCGCGAAUGAACGAGUCAAGGACGUUGAAGCUCAAAGGGAUGCCCUCCACGAGGCCUUGAAGAGCAUGAUUCAGAGACAAGAAUAUCAAGCAUCACAAUCCCAAAAGCGUAUUAGAGCACUCGAAAUGGAGCGAGAUCGCGCUUUAUCGGGAUCAUUCCGCCGUCGCGCGUACCACCAGGAAGUUUCUGUGGUUCGUCGCGAGAUCAAUCAGCUUCGCAGACGAGCCGAUGAUGCACUCGAACAAAAGUGGCAGUGUGAGAAGGGAUUAAGCGGAAUCAAGAUUGAUCUCGACCGGGCUGAGCAAGAGACGGGCACCCUACGCUUGCUCUUGCAGGAGCAAGACAUUCUCAACCCUGAACAAAAUGCGAAGUCCGCGACCCUUGACGAGAGCCAGCAGGGUUCUGCUGAGGAGGAUGUGGACAUUGUUGCUUCGAGUCAAGCAACAUCGGCUUCUCUCGAAAAGGCGUAUCGGGAACUGCAGACGACCCAUGCGCUCUCCGUAGCUCGUAUUCGAGAACUCCACGGCGAUGCGCCCUUGGCUACGGCCAGCGAGGAGGCUGCGAAUACAAUGGAUCUUUUGUUACGAAGCAUUUCAGAUGCAGAGGCGGAAAGGGACCUAGCACAAAGACAAGCCGAAGCCUAUCGCCUUCAUGCCGAGUCACUUGAGGAGGCUGAGAGGGGAUAUAUGGGCGAAGAGCAAUCACUGGCUACGCAGCUCCGAGACUCUGCUCGGCGCGUCGAAGAGCUCUCUAUUCAAAUUCGGCAGCAACUUGAUUCAAACAACAAUCUCCGACAACGCCUGGCCGACGCCGUUGGCCGCGGCGAAUAUGCCCAGAAGGCCUCGGCGGCGAGAAUCACCGAAGUGCAGGACAAGCUCAAAACCCUCGAAGACAAGGUCAUGUCGGCGCAGCAUCAUUCCGAGGAGAUAAUCACUCAGCACGAAGACGAGGUGCGCGAACUCAAUGAGACGCAUCGUGUUCAAAUGCAGCUCAUCAAGGCCGGCCUUUUGACCCCAUCCAAGUUUUCUCCCACGAUGCCUGUAUCGCCGUUGUUCUUGACAAAGUCCCCCAAGUUAGAUAUUACAACGAGUGGGCUCGGUAUUACCAUGGCGGAAGCUACGAAAGCCGAUUCCUUGGAGAAGCGAGUUCGCGAGUUAGAAAAAGCCUUGGGGGAUGCGGAUCGCGAGAUGGAGGAAGUAGUCGGCCGGAUGAAUAUGGCUCAGAUUGAAGUCGCCGAAUUGCAAACGGCAAGGGACGAAGCUAUGAGACAGACUAGACGACUGCAGGCUCAGAUCGUCACUGAACGGGAGCGGUUCAAAGAUUUGAUAAAAUAAUACACUACCUCUUCUCCCAAUUAAUUCACCGCAUCUCUUGGGAUCGACUUUUGCGGAUAUAUAAACCCACGUUUGCAUGUCAUUACGCCCGUUUCUGACUGCAGGGCGGUUAUUUUGUUCUCCUUGAAUUUUCGUCCGCUGCAUUUGUGGAAGUUAUCAAGCAUGUCAUUGGCGACUUUGAAAAAUUUGGCCAUUUUUCCCGGCUCAGCGGUCUUUU